This is a messenger RNA of Bolinopsis microptera, 1462 nucleotides long. RefSeq lists its product as uncharacterized. The coding region runs from base 41 to 1246 and encodes 401 amino acids. The record is from RefSeq and is a predicted model, not a curated record. Lineage: Eukaryota; Metazoa; Ctenophora; Tentaculata; Lobata; Bolinopsidae. The transcript has 9 exons.
UAAGGCCUUCCCCUGCAUCACUCGUGUCUUUAUCACUCUGAUGGAGCGACCAAAGGUAGACUUCAACAUUGAGUUCCUUACGAACCUGGAUAUGGACAUACUUCCUGGACUCAAGGAUUGGAUAAGGAAUAUUAUUGAGGAUAGUGUGGCUAAAAUGUUAGUCUUCCCAGGACGGAUAUAUCUUGAUUUUCAAAAGGAUGCAGUUGAAACUCUCAUUAUCCCCCGGAACCCCUCUUUAGCAAUUGGAGUACUGUUAGUUGAUAUUGAAAUGUACCUGCUAUCUUACACAGGGACUAUGUACCAUCAGGACCUUCAAAUCAAGGUGAAGACGCAAAACGCAGAACGAGAAACAGUAGUUCUCCUGAGUAACGACUCAUCUCGGACUGUGAAAAUGUUCAACAUGUUCGUGUAUGAUUACGAUGAGGUCCUGAAAGUGUCGGUUCAGAAGUGUAACCAUAUCCAGGCCCUCUCCGGACAGUUCAUAUCUUCUAAUAAAUACGUUUCUACUGAGAUAAUUUUGUUGGAGGCAUUUCGAGAUGCAGUUAUUGAGAGAACUUUGGAAAACCGGUCAAAGAAUGUUGGACUGAAAGUGAACGCUAAAAUAGAGGUCCUUCCAAUGGUGCCUAUACACCAAGUCAAUACUGAUGUUACUGACUACAGAGUAGUAGUGGGAGAGGAACAAGCGAUGGGAGGCAGCAAGUUAAAACCAAUACCCAUCCUGGGAUCUCCUAGCGGGGUUCUCCAGAUCCACACCCACUAUGCUACAGAUCUUAUUAGUGAGGACUUCAACGGUAAAAGUGAUCCGUACGUCAAGCUGUUCAUUAACGGUGAACUGGAACAUCGUUCCAAAACGGUCCCUAAGACACUGAAUCCAGUUUUCAACGACAUAUUUGAGCGAACAGUGAUAGACAUAAACACUGUAGUAUCAGUUAAGUUGGAGCUCUACGAUGCUGAUGAUAUUGGAACUGAUGACUUCCUAGGUUACACUCAAGUGGACCUACCUUCUACCAACGCUUACAACUUCUUAAAAAAGUACGAUUUAAUAAGAAAGCCUGGAGAGAAGGCAGGUGAGAUAUCUGUCUCUGUUAUAUUUAGAGGUAUACAGCUGAGUGGGGAGAUACGUCGACCUUCAUCUCCUACCGUCCCGGAUCUGAGUAAAAGAAAUAAAUCUACGGGGGAUCAUGGCCAUAAAGAGAAGAAAACAUUCCUCCGAAAACGUCUCUUCAAAUCACAUUCCUACAAAUAAUUCACCUUCUUUAGCUCCUCUCAUACAAGGUUGUUAAAUACGUCAAAUUUUCGUGAAAGAAUACGACGUAUUCGGUUCUAAUAAAGAAUACGUCGUAAUACGCCGGAAUACGGUAAUUUCUAUGGAUUGUUAAAUACGUCCACGAAUACGCCAUAAUACGCCGUAAUACGCUGAUUUGUCAAAAUUAAACAUUACAGCUGCGCGCCACCCUCAUCA